AUGCCAAGAAAAUCGGUUACCUUACAUAAACUUUUAAAUAAAUGCUUAAUGCAAAAACUGUCACAGGAAUAUUACGAAAAUGAAGUUCACGUUGAAUAUCAAUUACGAAAUAAUACACUGCGGGAAAAUUUUGAAGACUUGGAAAAUACACUUAAAAGCACAAAUUUUAGAGACCGAUCGAAGACGACAUUAACCUCUCUUUGCUAUCUCUUACUAUUGUAUUUAGAGUUAAAAUCUGAAGGCCCUUGGAAUACAGAACAAAUUCAAGAAAUGAAAUAUGCAGUUAAACUAAAUCAAAUAUUCAAGAACAGACACAAUAUCAACCUGGAGGAAAUAUUACAAAGUGAUGCAUUUGACUGUCAAGCUAUAUUUGAUAGGUGCAUUCAAGAGUUGCAUAAAAAGUUGACUGUAAAUGAUUUUAAUAAAUAUCCAGGUCUUAUUGAAGUUUACUGUUCACUAAUAAAUAAUAUUAAGAAUUACAAAAUAACUAUAAAUGUUGUGACAGUCUUGCCCAUAAGUCUGUUACUGAUUGAUGAUUUUAAAACGAACAAUAAAAUUAAAGGAUUGCAAUCUUGUACAGCUGUAUUACAAUGCUUGACUGUUGAGGACUUUUCUGCAGCACUGUUUACAUGCUUCCUGGAGUUUUUAAAAGUGGUACCAUCUGACGUAAAGAAGACUAAAUUGGAUGAGAUAUUUUCAAGUGCUGUUGACCAAUUACUCAUUGAAUCAAACAUAUACAGGAAAAUAGAUUGCCUUAAUUUCAUAACCAAAAUAAUUGAAAUGCAUGGGAUUGACUGUGCAAAGAAGACAAUUUAUAAAGAUGUUAUCUACGAUGCUAUAGACAUGUGCGGCAGUGUAGGGAUCUCUGAAAUAUUACUACCCCAUGUCAUAGAAUGUUUUCAAAUGUGGCUACGGUAUUGCUGGUGCAUAUGGAAGUUAUCUGCCAACCAUAAAAUGCUGGCAUCUCUUUUCAAGAUCCUAUAUUUGUCCAAAAAUGAAGUUACACAAUUGAAAGUUCAGAAUUUGAUAGUAACUCUCAUAAAAUUGUGUACCAAAGAGGAACAGAUAGAUAUUCUUGAAAAUUUAGAUGAUCCACUGAAAUGUUCAAAUAAAGAUUUCUUAAACAGAUCGAAUUGGAAGCAAGUAUCUCAGUUCGUAUAG
This is a messenger RNA of Arctia plantaginis, 1161 nucleotides long. NCBI's taxonomy places the organism in Eukaryota, Metazoa, Arthropoda, Insecta, Lepidoptera, Erebidae. The record is from the annotation of a GenBank genome assembly.